Messenger RNA from Eublepharis macularius, 3175 nucleotides. RefSeq names its product SH3 domain binding glutamate rich protein like 2 (gene SH3BGRL2). Gene Ontology annotation, cellular component: cytoplasm. Lineage: Eukaryota; Metazoa; Chordata; Lepidosauria; Squamata; Eublepharidae. The record is from RefSeq and is a predicted model, not a curated record. The transcript has 4 exons. Bases 187 to 513 code for a protein of 108 amino acids.
UAUUGGUGUGUAGCUUUGGUACCGUUGAGUAGUGGAAGCGAGCGGGCUUGUUGGUGUGGAAGCCAAAGCGCGUCGCUCCUCUUGCUUGACGCCACACGAGGAAGCCUGCAGGAGCGCGAGGUCCAGCGACGCCCCGGGAGCUCCUGCAGAGCGAAUGUAGCAGGGAGAGGAAGGAAGAAAAGCAGGAUGGUCAUUCGGGUGUUCAUCGCGUCUUCCUCGUGCUCCGUUACGAUCAAGAAGAGACAGCAAGACAUUGUACGAUUUCUAGAAGCCAACAAGAUUGAGUUUGAAGAGGUGGAUAUCACCAUGUUGGAAGAGCAAAGACGCUGGAUGUAUAAGCAUAUUCCUCAAGACAAGCAGCCGGCACAAGGCAACCCAUUGCCCCCUCAGAUUUUUAGAGAUGAUCAGUACUGUGGAGAUUAUGACUCAUUUUUUGAAGCCAAGGAAAGCAACACUGUCUUUACAUUUCUUGGGAUGAAGCCUAGUUUGGCAUCAAAGGAGUCAGAGUCCUAGAAAAGUUCAUUGAGGAUUCAACAAGCACCUUCUUUUGGAUGAAUGAAGUCCUUGAUGUUCAGCCUACAACAGCUUCCCUAGUGGAUCACUGUGACACAAGCCAAUAUGCACCAUCCAUAUUUUGCUUGACACUAAAGAGAUGAAUUAAAACAGCAGACACACAAUGGGUAAAUGGUGGUAGUGGGGUGCUUCCUUCUCUGUAACAUAUCUGAAGUUGAUGCUGGCAGCCAUGUUCUAACUUAAGCUCUGAAGAUGGUAUAUGUGCAGUCAGUCUUGAUGAACAGUGUGUGUAUUGUCAGAGAUUCAGAUAUAUUUUAUACCUAGUGCUGUGUGUUCCACUGGAUAUGACUCACAGUUUGUUUACACAGUGAAAUGUUAAGCUGAAAACAUUUCAGUCCAAAAAACUAAACAUUGCAAUAUUUCUGUUUUCAGAAUAUGCUAAUUUGUGCUGUUUGUGUUGAAAUGUGCUUGCCAUUGGAGAUAUGGCCUGAUGUAUACCCCACUUAAUAAAGAACAUCCAAAUCUUGCAUUGCCAUCUAGUUGGUAUGCAGAAGUAAGUUACAAAAGCAAAAACUGUCCCACAUACCAAUUUAACUUCAGAUCUGGUGUGUUUAGCUACAGGUUAAAGCAAUCUCUUUAUGGGGCCAAGGCAAGAGAGUUUGUUGGCAAGUUUAUUCUAAAAGGAGUAGUACAGCAAAACUCUAGAUGGGACGUUCAGAUGUUUUGUCAAGUCAAGCUACAUUGCAUACAUUUGCCAAAAUUUAUAUUUUUAAAUUUUAGAUAUGAUUUUCAACUUCCAAGGAAUCAUAUCACCUAUGGAAUUGUAUUGUUGUUUAUGAGAUUAAUUGUACAACAAAGGUUAAAUAUCUGUAGCAUGCUGUGUUGUCUGCUCAUAUCCUGUAAGCCAGACCUUUAAGCAGAUGAAUAGUUCUGUUGCCUUAAAGAUGGAACGUACAGGGACAGGGGAUGUUCUUAAAGACAGAAGCAUUAUUUUUUGCCUUCCCAAUGUGUCACUUUAAAUGUCUGUGCUAGAUUAGGUUUGCAGUUUUGCAUAUUCCAACACGGAGCCGUGCUGCUGUUCUUGCCUGUAGGGAUUGCACAUUCUAGUCCAGCAGUAUGUCUGUGAUGAAGCUAAAUGUAAAAGUGAACAAUUACUGAAUGUUUAAAGAUAGUGUGUUGAUAGGAUAUUUUAUCUGCUUUAGUCAGAUUGCCAUUUGAACUUCUAACACCUUGUCAAAACAAUACCUAUUGAUCACCAUAAUUUCUGCUCAAGCACUGCAGCCUUCUUGUCAAAGCAAUUACAUAAUCUUCCUCUUUUUCUCUGUUAUUAAAAAAUCCUGCUUUGGCCUAAAUUUAUGGUAGCUCCUAUUUGGGCACAUUUUCAGUCUUGCCCUUGUCUUUUUUGUUACAAAUGAUCUGUGUGCCAGAAGACAACUUGAGUCCAACCAGUCCUUGCCACAUUCUAGCAUGCUACUGACACAUGGCAAGAACAAAGAGAAGCACAAAUAUGUAGACUUGCAUCCUGCUGUUGAUUCUGACGGCUUUGCUGUAUUUGCCAUUAGAUUUACUUGAGAACAUCAGUAGGGUUUCACUAUGAUGAAUUCCUUGCAUUGGUCAGAACUGAUAUCUAGCAAGAACAGAUGCAAGACUGGGUUUUCAAGUGCGUCGUUUUAAACAUAAACACUGGUACAUCAUCACAGUCAGUACAGGAGUGGGAAAUUUCUUGUGGCCAUCUUUAAAUCAAAUCAGUUAAGUUCCUUGCAGCUAACUUUAAAUCAGGCCAUCCAAAUUAAGUUUACAUUGUGUGUUACUGUCUCAAAGUAGAACACAACAGAAAGUCCAGAGGAAAAUGUGACUAACCUAAGUCCCAUUAAUUUGGACUAGCACCAAAGACUUUAUGCCAGGGAUUUAUUGUGGGUACAGUGUCUUUAGCGGAGACACAGAGCUCCCUUGUCUGCUUUCUUUUUAAUUUAACUCAAGCUGCCCUUUCUAUGUGCAGAACACAGCCUAUAUGAGCCUGUAGCUCAGGGCAAUAGUUAAGAUUAUGAUAAUAAAAACAGAAAAUUAACAAGACAAAGAGAUCAGCUCAGGAUCAGCCAUUAAAGUAUAGACUGAGAAAAGCACUUGAGAUUCUAAACAUAGAUAAGAGACUCUCUGAAGAGAGUCUAUGGAUCUUAUUUAGUUAUUCAAAGCUCAGGAAAGAUUCAGAAGCAAUCUAUGCUAUAAGAACAGGGUGUGUGUGUGUGUUUUUCCAAGGAAAAAAGGUUUAUGAAUUCACUGUGCUAUCCAUUCCACUGUAUGCAUGCAAGUUCUUAAAAGUAUGCUGAAAGUACAUCUUAGGACACCAGCUAAUUUUUAUUGGUAAGUAUCAUUUGGUAGGCAAAAGUCACCUCCUUUAGCAUGCCUUAAUGACUGGGGUGGGAGCAUAUUUCUAGAACAAAAUAAUUUGAUCAAAAUUAUCCAACUUUCAUGCAUAUGUCAGCUCUUUAAACUUAUGGGUGAAUGUUAUUUGAACAGUUUGAGUUUCAUUUUUAUAUUAAAGUUUUUUUUCAAGUGCUUGAUUUGUUUGCAUUUUAUUUUUAUUGUAUUGCAGACUUGGAUUCGGUGGCAUUGUUUUGGGGGAAAAUGUAAUAAUUAAAAAUGCAUCCUGUGUUCUUUUUAA